AGUUUCAAAGAUAGUGGGGGUGAAAUGCCAAACCCACAAAAGUAAAAGUCAUUUUUGUAAUUUUUCUUUCAAACUCGAAGAAUCAUAAUGUUGCACACGCCUAGUUAAUGACGACGCCCCUCUUCUUCUACGAUCGGUUUUGAUAUCCAAAAUUAACCAAAAAAUCUGUAAAUUUUGACUCAGUUCCGUUGAAUUUUCGACUCUCAUCGAAUUCUUGAGGGUUUGCUGAAAUACAUGACGUUAGGACCUUGCGAGAAAUCGAGCUGCGUGUGUAGCUGCUUUUGGGAGUUGGGAAGAUGGUGUUGGUAUUGGCAAUUGGGGAUUUACAUAUUCCACAUAGAGCACCUGAUCUACCUGCCAAGUUCAAAUCUAUGCUUGUUCCUGGCAAGAUUCAACACAUCAUUUGCACCGGUAAUCUCUGUAUCAAAGAAGUUCAUGAUUAUUUGAAAAGCCUAUGCCCAAGUUUACACAUCACUCGAGGUGAAUAUGAUGAAGAUGCUCGUUACCCAGAGACCAAAACACUCACCAUUGGCCAAUUCAAGCUUGGAUUAUGUCAUGGUCAUCAGGUUGUUCCAUGGGGGGAUUUGGAUUCAUUAGCCAUGCUUCAAAGACAAUUAGAUGUGGACAUUUUGCAGCAUCACUUAUGA
Messenger RNA from Lactuca virosa, 647 nucleotides. The record is from the annotation of a GenBank genome assembly. NCBI's taxonomy places the organism in Eukaryota, Viridiplantae, Streptophyta, Magnoliopsida, Asterales, Asteraceae.